Messenger RNA from Ostrinia nubilalis (European corn borer), 3096 nucleotides. RefSeq lists its product as uncharacterized. Gene Ontology annotation, molecular function: nucleic acid binding. Lineage: Eukaryota; Metazoa; Arthropoda; Insecta; Lepidoptera; Crambidae. The record is from RefSeq and is a predicted model, not a curated record. The transcript is spliced from 3 exons. Gene Ontology annotation, biological process: DNA integration. Bases 1 to 3096 code for a protein of 1031 amino acids.
AUGGAUCGGAAUCACGCAGAUGAUGGAUCUACGGUAACCCUCCUUGAUUCGGAGUUGGCAGAGCAGCUAGGUGUUACCGGGAUCGAGGAAAGUAUGACUAUUGAUACAAUCACUGGCACAACGAGUAACAUUCCGGUCAAAUUCAUUGACUUUGAUAUUCGCGGCAAGCACGGGAAUGAGACGUACCGGGUCCAUAAAGCUCGUGCCAUUCCUAAUUUAAAGCUGCGACCUCAGGAGGUAACGAUUACUGACACGAAUUUUAAUCAUCUCCGGGACUUAUCUGAAGACUUGAUCUUUACCAUGGCGACUCCUAAGGUGCUUAUAGGGACCUCGGAUUGGCCCUUGCUGAUUUCCCGGGAGAAUAGAGUGGGCAACGCGCACGAGCCGGUGGCCACCCGCACCGCUUUAGGUUGGGUUGUAUUCGGGGAGGUGCCACGCAGCGUUUUUUUUACCCAUUCUUUCAAUCACGUGUCAGACAAUAAACUGGACAGUCUCAUUAAGUAUUAUUAUGAACUAGACUCUUUAGGCAUUAAACAUGAAAACAAAGUUAACAAGGAAGAUGCUAGGGCCAUCAGCAUAUUAGAGACAACAACACGUAGGCUCGAAAAUGGGAGGUUCGAAGUCGGGCUACCGUGGCGCGAAGACGAACCUAAUAUUCCAUCAUCAUAUCAUUUAGCACUGUCUAGGUUUGAAGGCUUACGUAGGCGGUUUGCAAAAGAUAAAGAGUACGCCGAAUUAUACAGGGUGAACAUAGAAGCAUAUGUUGAGAAAGGUUACGCGGAGGAAUGUAAUGACAGCCAUGGUAACUCAAGUUCGUCGUCGCGCCGCUGGUAUUUGCCCCAUUUUGGGGUGACUAACCCGAAUAAGCCGGGUAAGCUAAGGAUAGUGCACGAUGCUUCGGCUACAUCCUCGGGCGUCAGUCUCAACUCGCUCAUCCUCCCUGGGCCUGACAUGUUACAAUCUUUGCUAGGCAUUUUGAUGAGGUUUCGCGAGGGUCAAAUCGCUUUAAAUGGGGAUAUACGCGAGAUGUUUCCACAAAUUAAGAUCAGGGAGGAGGAUCGAGAUUGCCAGCGGUAUAUUUGGCAUUCUCCGGAUGGACAUCUGACGGAGUUUAGGAUGUCAUCUUUAAUAUUUGGUGCAUCAGCUUCCCCAUUCACGGCUAUUUAUAUUAAAAAUAGGAAUGCUAAAGACUUUCAGGAUAAGUAUCCCAAUGCUGCCGAGUCUAUUAUUCGCGAUCAUUACAUGGAUGAUUUCUUGGGAUCUUGCGAUGAUUUAGAUACAGCAGCGCGUCUAGCAGCUGAUGUGCAAUUUGUGCACCAGCAGUGUGGCUUUGAGAUGCGAUCCUGGGUGUCCAACGCCCCUGAAGCUUUGAAAUUUAUCCCUGUUGAAUUACACAAAACCAAUACCACUGAUGUCGACCUCAAUUUAGAUGGGGGUGCACAGAAAAAGGCAGAUGUGCGCGUCUUGGGGAUGCAUUGGAAUCCUCGAGACGACACAUUUGGUUUUAAAAUUGAUAUUGACAUUCCGUUGCCUUCAAAAUUUACUAAGCGUCAGGUUCUUAGAGACCUCAUGCGUGUCUAUGAUCCUUUGGGACUUUUACAGCCCAUAGUGACUCGAGAACGGUUUUCGGAUUGGCGGCGCCUACUAAGGACAACCGCACGUGUUUUCCAAUUCACGCGUCUCCUGAGAGAACGCGAGACACGCGCGGCCGACACAAUCGGCUGUCCCGGUUUGCGUCCGCUACUCGCACGUGACGUCAAGAACGCCGAGUUGUAUCUCCUUAAGCAGACUCAACGCGACUCCUUCGCCGAAGAACUCGACUGCCUGAUGCAAAAUAAGGACAUUCCAAAGAGGAGCCGGCUAAACAAGUUGGCUCCCAAGUUAUGCCAAGAUGGCCUGAUAAGGGCGACCGGCAGAAUCAGUUCCGCUCCAGAAGUUGCCAUUGAAGCUAAAGAGCCGAUUAUACUGGACGGCCGACAUCCCACGAUCAGACUCUUCAUUUCUCGUUAUCACAUUUGGGCAUUACAUGGAAACAACGAGACAGUGGUGAACGAACUGCGUCAAAGAUUUGCCAUUCUGCACCUUCGGCCAGCAGUUCGCUCUAUCGCCUCGCAGUGCCGAGUGUGUCGGAUGAGGAAAGCCACGCCAACAGUUCCACCGAUUGGAGAUCUGCCCAUGGAACGACUACAACAUCAUCACCGGCCCUUCUCAUUCGUCGGAUUGGACUAUUUCGGCCCGGUGGACGUUGCAGUCAGAAGAUCGCGAGAGAAACGGUAUGUGGCCCUCUUCACGUGCUUGGUCACAAGGGCCGUACAUUUAGAAGUUGUUGGGAGUUUGUCAGCGGACAGUGCGAUCAUGGCUCUCCGCAGAUUUAUCGCUCGGAGGGGCUGUCCUACCAAAAUUCUCUCUGACAACGGGACAGCCUUCGUUGGUGCCAACCGUCUUCUCAAGGAAGCCUGGGCCGAGAUUGACCACACGUACAUCCGGAACUUUGCUGCUACCAACAACAUCGAAUGGGAAUUUAUACCGCCGGCGUCGCCGUUCAUGGGCGGCACUUGGGAGAGGUUGGUGCGAAGUGUGAAGCGAGGCCUCGCUGUUGUACUUAAAGAAAGGGCGCCUAGAGAAGAAGUCCUAGCUACACUGCUGGCCGAAGUAGAGCAGGUGGUAAACGCCAGGCCCCUGACGCACGUGCCCGUGUCUCACGACGAAGCGCCGGCAUUGACUCCGAACCACUUUUUGUCUGGAGCGAACGCAUGCCUACCAGCCCCGGCCUCUACCGAGUCGGACCUCAUAAGUAGGCAAAAUUGGAAGAAGGCGGUCAGACUUGCUGAUCAGUUUUGGUCUCGUUGGGUGAAGGAAUACCUUCCCGACUUACUACCUCGAGGCCUAUCGUCAAACCAGCACCGCAACCUCAAUAUUGGGGACUUAGUUUUUAUUUGUGACGGAAAUCUUCCUCGUAAUGUUUGGCCUCGUGGUAGGGUCGAGAAAGUAUUCCCUGGAAAGGACGGGAUCGUGCGAGUGGCUGACGUACGGACUAGCGCAGGGGUCCUACGUCGACCUGCGCGUAAAAUUGUGAAACUAGACCUGUCGCCGUAG